Messenger RNA from Dreissena polymorpha, 1882 nucleotides. Its product is annotated as F-box only protein 39-like. The transcript has 3 exons. Gene Ontology annotation, molecular function: protein binding. Bases 125 to 1417 code for a protein of 430 amino acids. Lineage: Eukaryota; Metazoa; Mollusca; Bivalvia; Myida; Dreissenidae. The record is from RefSeq and is a predicted model, not a curated record.
ACGUCACGAUGACGUCAACAUAAUUGUGACGUACACUUAGCAACAGUCCCUUUCUGGCACAGUCAGUGAGUGUCGUGGCCAUUUAUAUCGUGUUUCCAUUGAACAAUUGUCAAUAUUAUAUAGCAUGAGAACAUCAAACCAAACUACAAGCUGGGUCAACUUACCCGACGUUGUUUUAAUUGAAAUUUUCAAAUAUUUGCCCGAUGCCGACAGAAUGCGGGCGUCGCUAGUAUGUCAAAAUUGGUCACAAAUCUUUGAUUCACCUUGCUUGUGGAGAUCGCGCAGUUUUGAACUGGGAGGAUAUCGAGCACAGACGAACGGACAAAAGGCUUUCCAAUUUGCAGAAUGUUUCGGCCAAUAUUUGAAGUACCUGUCGAUUUCAUGCAGUCACCCAUCCUAUUACACGUGCAAGUUGUUCCAGAAAUCCAUAGAUGAACUGUUCUUAGCAUUAAAAGAAGCCGAGACGCAGUUGGUUGAUUUCGAAAUGUGUCGCUUGGAACUGGAACGCUACUGGAAAUACGAUACACCUAAAGAAAAGUUGAUAGGCUUGUUCGCAAAAUUUCUGAAAACGCAACGCCGGUUAGUGUGCUUUGAUAUGUCGUCUGGCCAGUUGCCCGCAUACGGCGGAUGUCGCGUGCUUGAUGCUGUUGCUAAUCAGUCCGGAAGUGUUAUUCAAGAUAUGCUCAUCGAAGAUUUUUUUCAUUCUCGUUUGGCUGUAUAUCAAGUAAAGAAGUUCCAAAAGGUUAUCAGCAAAUUUACAAACCUGAAAUAUCUGGCUUUAAACUACAACUGUUUAUCGGACGAAGUUCUGGAAACAUUUUCCAAAUCCUUGCAAGGCAAACUCACAUUUAUGAACAUCAAAGUGUUUAGAAACGACCCCCACUUGCAUAGGAUUUCCGGAAUCGCGUGGAAGCAAUUGACCCGAGCCUGCCCGCGGUUACGGGUUGCACUCUGGAUAGAAAGCAUCGCUAUGCACGAGGAAAUCGCCCCUAUCUUGGUAAAAGAAGCACCAGUGAAAGACUUGCACAUUUGGAGCGGGUAUGACGACGAUCAGAACUGGCGUCUGGCGGACACUGUGGAUCUCGUUACAGAGUCAUACGCGCCUAUACUUGAAUGUGCGUCCUUCGAGCUAGACAACAUUAUGGAGAUUGUGGAUCAUCAGUUGAUCACCUUGGUAACCAAGUGCCGGAAGCUGAAGGAGCUCAGCAUCAACGCCAUGGUCUCCAUAGCAACCGUGGAGGAAAUCUGCGAGCUGCGGCUGGCGCGCAAAAUAGAUUUAACAAUGCUGCAUGUGACCUUUUGUGGAGUUGCCCUGCAACUGGUAUCAGAGGAACAGCUUAAGCACAUGCGUGACCACUACAGCGACAUCUUCAGGGAACUGGGAGUCGACUUCCGGCUUUAUAGAUUUGACUUUUAAAAUUGUUUUUCAAAUGUUUAUAAUUUUCUAAUUUUGAACCACAAAAGGUCACAUGCAGUUUUGAUCAUGUCAAUAAUUUAAAUCACAAGGUUUUUAAAGGUUGAUUAAAUUUGUAUAUUACAAAAUAUAAUACAAAAUACAAAAAGUUGUAACAUUUUUACAUAAAAUUAUAGCUUAUAUAUAUAUAUGUAUAUACUAGUGUAUACUAUUACUAGUCCCCACAAAAUCAGUUAAAAAUAUAAAUGCUGAAAAUUAAAUUACUAUUGAUUCAUUAUUUUCUGCCCAUUUUAGACCUGAAACGACUCAGUGUGACCUGUUGUGGCAUCAAUGAACAUGAAUGGAAUAUCUUGGCAGCUGUCAGAGACAAAUAUUUACCUUUAUUCAGAAAAAUGAAAACUACAUUGGAAAUAUCUUGUGAUUUGUAUGAAAUCAACCCUAGAUAGCAAAAAUAAACAAGCUACCUUU